AUGACCUUCCCUCCCCCUCCCCCUUCCUCCCAAUCGUCGAUUGCUUCUGGCACCGAUAAAUCUUCCUCGACCAGGCCUACACGGUCACAGCAAUCUCCCUGGGGUCCGCCGGUGUCGCAGUCGAGUGUUCGUCGGGGGUUGACACCGCUUGCGACUAACCUUUCGAACCCCUCUGUUUCUGGCCGCGGGCAACCUCAGAGUAAUAGCCCUGGUCCCGGGGUUUCAACUUCAUCUCCUCUUACGUCCUCGUUCUCCGCCGUCUUGAGCUCCUCAAGGGGUCAUCCGCUUGGUCGGGGCGUACCUUCACCAGCCUCCACUCCAGGACCCUUUGCCUCGUACCAAUCUGGCUCGCAGCAACCCCAGUCGCUACCCAGCCAAUCUCUCUCUUCUCCCAAAAUCAGAGCUCAUACCCCAUCCUCAGGGUCGCAUCUGGCUUCCGCAGCAGGAUCCGUAGCGGGUGGCGGAGGCUCCGGGGGAGGUGGAGGCGGGACGGGUUCUUCCAGAGGCGCAACCUUCUCUCCGCUGCUGUCCGGCACAACCGUGAAUUCACCGACCGGAUUUCCUCCCGACAAACCGGGGUCCGUAGCGGCUCACGGAAGUCAGUCAUCAUUGGCGAAAAUAUCGAUUGCUCAGGUAUUCCUGCUGUUAGAUUCAAUUACGGAGAAAGAGGGCCGCGAGAAGUGGGAGACAAAAGCUGCCCAAAUCCACAAGCUCGUUGAGUCGAACGGAAUGGAGGUCUUCUCGAAGUAUUUCCGACGCCUGCUUACGGGCAAUGCGCCCCAAAUCUUUCCUGGUCUGAACAAGUCCGUUGAGAAUGCAGGAAACUACCCACUUCUAGUUCAGGAGAUGCAAAAGGUUUCGCAGGACAUUGAACAAGCCCAAAAGAUAGCGGAGACUGUCGAUGCGUCAGAAGGCGAUAUUUUUCGUGAUUUCGAUCUUUCUACCUUCCUGGAUCAUUUCAAGCUUGACCCUAUCGUCAAGGUUUCCCUGGCCUUGACAUUCAAGACCGCGAAUAAGUCGGACUUGCGCGUGAAAGCUGAUGCUAUUCUCGCGAACUCGAUCACACCUUUCCUUCAGAGUUUAGCGAGUCCCUCGGAUGCGUCGAAAGACUUUAACAAUUCAUUUAUUGGCAUAACGAUCGAACGCUUCAUAUUAUACCCACCUCGCAAUUUCACCGACGACGUUAAGUCUAAACUGCUAUAUGCUGCCAGUCUUCGAUACCAGGCACUGGGGGUGGAUAUGCCAUUUGAAGUGGCGUCCGCACUGCAGAUGUUUAACUUCGUCAACCCGAAGUAUGCACUAGUACGGCAACUUCAUUCCAGGGGACCGAGGGCUACGUCAAGCUCGGAUGCUGUGAAUGAUACUGUUUCUGCGGCCGGUCCGGAGUUUUGGAGCGAAGAACACAUCGCAUCGGCCCUUCUAUUUCUAGUUUUGUCGCAAUAUUGGCGAGAGUACUCUUUGGAGACCUUUCUUGCAGCUGUUCGGUUCCACUACGGCGGCAAGCAAAUAAAUUGGUCGCUCAUAUUUCGACACUUUGACCGCGAGGGCCUAAGACUUGACGCACGGCAAUUCGCGAAGCUGUAUGCGGCGCUUUCACCUAUAGCCGCAGAGGAUUCGACGUUGGACGUUCAACAGCUCUGGGGGGGCGAAUGGGAACACCGCGAUACCCAAAUGUCUUUCCUAACUGCUUUUAUCAACUCACGAACUGAUGCUUCUCAAAUACCAAAUCUCCGUGCGACCUUCCCGCACGACUUCUUCUCUGACGGUCCCGAGCCUGUCCGUUUGCAAGGUGAACGUGCCGCCAAAUCGCCUCUUCGGUCUCUGGAUGCCACGAGAGCCAUCUUCGAUCUAGCUUUGUAUUCGCAAGCUGCUUGGGCUGCAGCAGAAAGCCAAAUGCUUAUUAAAGCUGUCGUGCAGUAUGAUCUGCCCGUAUUCUUGUGCUCAGCCCUAGCUUUACCCCAGCCUUGGACCAGUGUCCAGCAAAGCUUUCUCCUCCGCACUCUUGCUGUUUUUAUCAUGAAACAAGAAGAGGGAUAUCAACUUGCUCUCCACGGCGCGUGGCGUCAGGAUAAGCAGUGGGUAGCGGAUCAGCUCUUUGCCAUGUUUACCCAGGAUCCCACCUCCACCGCAGCAAUUUAUGAACACGCAAUUGAGUAUAACUGGUUGGAGUACCUUCUUGGAUAUACAAAUGGUCUUGCCAUGGACCUUGCCUGUUACGCUCAUAGGAAAGGUCCGUUUGAACUGGAGCAGUGGGUUCGCAAUGCCGCAUCCAAAGGUCUUAUGGACAUGGGUACACUUCUAUCCAAAUACCUCCGUAUCAAGGCCGAUGAUGAGCUUCGUGUCCAGAGGAGGGAACAGCUUGCGCCCCAGAUGGUCAGCUUGUCGGUCAAAACAGUCUUUACACUGCUGUCGGUUCUAGAAGAAUACGUCGGAGAUCCCCAGAACCUCACCCCUGUGCAACGAAUUUGCAUCCAAACUUAUCCCCGACUAAUCAACUACGGCGAAGGUUUUGAUGAUAUCAUCGAUGCGAAUGGCGAAUCUGGGAAUGCAUUGCCCGAACCUGUGGACAAGAAAAUGCAAGAGCUGUUCGGCAAAAUGUACCAUGAGGAGCUAUCUCUGAGAGAAAUUCUUGAACUCAUGAGGCAAUACAAAUCCUCUCGCGACCCCGCGGAGCAGGAUCUGUUCGCCUGCAUGGUCCAUGGCCUCAUUGAUGAAUACCAUUGUUACCACGAAUAUCCGUUGGAGGCGCUCACGAAAACUGCUGUUAUGUUUGGUGGUAUCAUCAACUUCCGUCUUGUUGACGGCAUCACUCUGAAAGUAGGCCUGGGCAUGAUACUGGAAGCUGUUCGAGAACAUGACAUCCAUGAUCCGAUGUACAAGUUUGGCGUCGAAGCUAUUGAACAACUGAUUAAUCGUCUCCCUGAAUGGGUCGGCUUUUGUCAUCUUUUACUCCAAAUUCCCAGUUUACAGGGUUCGCCUAUCUUCCAGAAAGCAGAGGAGGUGUUGCGUGAACAGGGGAGCCAAGUCAGAGAUGAGAACGGGCGACAAGAUAAUACUACUGGCGGGUCAAUCACGAAUGGUAACGUUGACGAGUCUGCGGCACCAGACGGUGCGAAUCGUAAAUUCGUAUCCAUCCACGUUGACCCUCCUCUUCGGCCCGAAAUUUAUCAGGACCCGGAUGAAGAGGUGCAAGACAAGAUUUUGUUCGUGCUGAAUAAUGUAUCGGAGCAAAAUAUUGACGAAAAACUGCGGGAUCUGACAGACGUCCUCAAAGACCCCCAUCAUCAAUGGUUCGCCUCCUAUUUGGUGGAGGAACGCGCUAAGCUGCAGCCGAAUUUCCAGCAGUUGUAUCUUGACCUUUUGGACCGCAUUGAUGACAAAAUACUUUGGGUUGAAGUUCUCCGAGAGACAUACGCUAGCACGUCAAAGCUUCUUAAUUCGGAAGCAACUCUGGGAUCCUCCACCGAAAGGGGCCAUCUUAAAAAUCUUGGUUCAUGGCUUGGAUCUUUGACUAUCGCUAAGGAUAAGCCGAUCAAACACAAGCAUAUCUGGUUCAAGGGGCUUCUAUUAGAAGCUUACGAUAGCCAACGACUGACGAUUGUGAUUCCUUUUACCUGCAAAGUGCUUGUUCAGGCUACAAAGUCCACCGUUUUCAAACCACCAAAUCCUUGGCUAAUGGACAUCAUCGCCCUGCUAAUGGAGCUCUACCACUUCGCAGAGUUGAAGCUGAAUCUCAAAUUCGAGAUUGAGGUUCUGUGCAAGGACCUAGAAAUCGACCACAAGGCUAUCGAGCCUUCUGUUAUCAUUCGUGACCGUUCAACGACCAUUGAAGAGUCGUUGUCAACAGCCAAUAUCCCAGAAGGCCUCGAAGCUUUUGAGGAUAUGGCUCUUACCAGCAUUAGCCAGAGCAUCCGCAAUGAGAGACUCUCCCCUGCUGCUAUCCUGUCGACACUUCCUAGUUUGGAUAAGAUCUUGGUCCUACCGCCAUCGGCAAGCAGUAUGGUGGAUUCGAAUGUUCUUAGGCAGAUUGUUCACUCCGCCGUGGAACGCGCGAUUGCUGAGAUCAUUACUCCUGUCGUUGAGCGGUCUGUCACCAUUGCCUCAAUCUCCACUGUUCAGUUGGUUUCCAAAGAUUUUGCCAUGGAGCUUGAUGAGGAGAAAUUCCGACACGCGGCUGCCAAUAUGGUUAGACAACUUGCGGGUAGCUUGGCCCUAGUAACCUGCAAGGAGCCCCUGAAAGUCAGCAUGACCAACUAUAUUCGAAUGAUCCAGCAAGAAUAUUCAGAUCAACCUAUGCCGGAGGGACUUAUUCUUAUGUGCGUCAAUGACAACCUCGACGCUGCUUGUGGCAUCGUUGAGAAGGCAGCUGAAGAAAAGUCACUUCCUGAAAUUGAGAAAGUCAUUGAAUCUCAGCUGGAAGCUCGUCGGCGCCACCGGGCAGCCCGCCCAAGCGAACCCUUUAUUGAUCCGUCUAUGACCCGCUGGGGUCUCUUUAUCCCUGAACCUUACCGGCAGACUCCAGGUGGUCUAAACAAGGAGCAACUAGCAAUAUAUGAGGAAUUUGCCCGUCAGGCUCGUGGUCCAGGAACCACCCACGCUCAGAAUGUCUCUACUGAUUCUGGUCGGCAAUUGCCGGACGUUCUCCAAGAACCAUAUCCCCCAAUCCCGAAUCUUUCCACCCCUGCAGAGCAGCCUGCUGUGCCUCACAGAACGCCGCAGCCGCAGCAAGAUACCCGACUGCAACAGUCCGCCCUGGUUGGAACUUCCUCUCAACUCAACGGCUUCCUUGAAACGCAGAAUCCGCGUGACAGAGUGGAGAGUCUCGUCUCCGAUCUUCAGCAAGCGGCACGCAACGCUACCGAAGAGCACGUGAAAGAUCUCGGGCGCGACAGUGCUGUUCUUCAAGAAUACAACCAAGCAUUGCGAUCCAUUGUAGCAUCGCCAAAUGGCGAGGAGGUGGCCCGACUGACAGCACUCAAGGCAUGCACAAGCCUUUACUCACAGACUAAAAGCACUUUAGAGAUUGAAGUACUUGUGCACCUGCUGGCCAAGUUGUGUGACAUGUCUGCCUUGGUUGCUCGCUAUACCUGGACUGUCUUGGCCGAAGUCGAUGAUGAGCAUAUGUUCAACGUCCCUGUCACCGUGGCUCUUAUAGAUGCCGGACUUUUGGAUAUUCGUCGUGUUGACAUGAUCUUGUCGAGGCUUAUCCUCCAGAAGAACGCUGCUGCAUUGGACGUCUUAGCCGAACUAAUGGACCAAAUUCUAUUUAACGAGGAGCCGUCCGCUCUAAGGUCUGAUUUCUCUGGCAGCCUUGAAGCGAUGAGCAAAUGGCUUGCCGAAGAUUCAGGUCUUGCCCGGGCCAAAGAAAUCAUCAAGAAGCUACGGGACUCUGGAAUUCCCGAGGUCGUGAACCCGCUACUCUCGGACAAGGCUCGAUCGAAACGAGAUCAGAUGGAGUAUAUCUUCACUGAAUGGAUUGGUAUCUAUAAGGCGCCGGGCGCUGUUGAUCGUACAUACUAUGCUUUCUUGAAAGAUAUGCACCAGAGACAGGUGAUGGCCAACCAAGAGGAUUCUGCGCUCUUCUUCCGUCUUAGCAUCGAUAUCUCGGUUGCACGAUUUGAACACGAGUCCCAGAACCCGAGCGGUAGCUUGGACGAGGCGUUCCUCUAUAUCGACGCUCUUGCUAAGUUGGUCGUCUUACUAGUCAAGUUCCAGGGCGAGGGCACCGGUCCCGUGAAGACCAGCAAAUCGGCGUACUUCAAUUCAAUCCUGUCCGUUCUGCUUCUUGUCCUGAAUCAUCAUCAGGUAAUGAGAGGUGAAGCAUUCAACCAGCGGGUUUUCUUCAGGCUUUUCUCAAGCAUACUCUGUGAAUACUCCAUGAGCGGUCUGCAGCACAGCGACCAGCACCAAGAGAUGAUGUUCACCUUGGCCAACAAACUGCUGUCUCUUCAACCCAAGUACUACCCAUCGUUUGUUUACGGAUGGUUCUCAUUGGUUUCUCAUCGGUUCUUCAUGUCCAGCAUGCUCAACAUGCCGGACCGAGCAGGCUGGGGACCAUACUGUGAAAUCAUGCAAGUUCAGCUGUCCUACAUUGGCGAGCAGUUGAAGUCAACGACCAUGACUCUUGUUACAAUGGAUUUAUACAGGGGCAUGCUUCGCAUUCUGUUGAUCCUCCAUCAUGACUUCCCUGAGUUCGUUGCUGAAAAUCACUUUCAGUUCUGCAACGUUAUCCCUGCCCAUUGCGCGCAGCUUCGCAAUUUGGUCUUGAGCGCUUACCCUUCCUCGUUCCAGAAACUUCCUGAUCCAUUCCGCGAAGGUCUGAAAGUCGAACGCUUGGAGGAAAUGCGAGAGGCACCAAGAAUAGCAGGUGAUACUGCCGGCCCAUUGCUACGUGCCGGUAUCAAGAACGUCAUUGAUAAUGCACUCCAGAGCAACAAUGUGUCCGACUCAGUUAUCCAGCAAAUCCGUGACGCUGUCUAUGAUACGGAAAGCAAGGAAUCAGGUCUCUUUCACGCUCCAAUCAAUAUCAACUUACUGCUUGUCAACGCACUGGCACUUUAUGUUGGCCAGGGGGCAGUCUCUGUAAAUGAAUCAAAGGGAAAUACUCGAGCAGCAUUUGAGAGUUCUGCCCACUCAGCACUGCUAGAGAAGCUCGCCAAGAUCCUGCGGCCUGAAGCCCGCUAUUACCUUCUGAGCGCAAUGGCAAACCAACUCCGCUACCCUAACAGCCAUACCUACUUCUUCAGUUUUGCGAUCCUGCGCCUUUUCGGUACAGAUUACACGGAGCAGGAUGAGUCGGAUAUUCGCCAGCAGAUAAUCCGCGUGCUCCUGGAACGACUUAUUGUUCACCGUCCUCAUCCAUGGGGACUAAUCAUUACCCUUCAGGAGUUGCUACAAAAUAGUAGCUAUGCAUUCUUCCAUCUUCCUUUUAUUCAGGCUGCGCCUGAGCUCUAA
Molecule: messenger RNA, 6954 nt
Organism: Aspergillus nidulans FGSC A4
Lineage: Eukaryota; Fungi; Ascomycota; Eurotiomycetes; Eurotiales; Aspergillaceae
Product: CCR4-NOT core subunit CDC39
Exons: 4
Coding region: 1-6954 (2317 amino acids)
Biological process (GO): nuclear-transcribed mRNA poly(A) tail shortening; negative regulation of translation
Cellular component (GO): nucleus; CCR4-NOT core complex
Source: RefSeq, a predicted model, not a curated record